AUGAAGGCUAACUACGCUGGUACGGUGUUAUGGUGGGUGAUGCCGUUGAUGGUGAUAAGAGAAUUCGUAGCGGAACGACCAACGUUUCGCAUUAUUGCACCGGAGUUCAUAUGUCAUCCUGCUGCUGCUGAAGACCAUGGAAGGAACCAGGUUGCUAGCAAUGCAACCGUGGACAUCACGCGUGAGAAUUCCACACAAUCCUCACGCCAACUAACGAUCGGCUUUCAGACGAACGGUGGCCAACGUUUGCAUUACCGGGUGAAAACAUACUUCACGCUGCUCGGUGACACCGGAUUCAUCAGCCAACGGCACACGGUUGGACUGUGGCGUGCCGUACGACAGCUGGAGCAGCGUGUCCGGCGCGACGGGGACAUGAUCGCCCAGAACGGGCAGAUGACGAUCGGUACGGACGAUCUGCUGCCGGGCGUCGUAUACUCGUUCGGUGUCGUCGCCGUGGAUGGCGAUGGGGUGGAAAGUGAGGAGCAAAACUUUACCAUGACCUACCGGAACGUGGACCAGGGCGCCUCGUUCGAACACGGCGGAUCGUCCAGAAGCGAUGACGAUGUGUCGCUGCUGAUGCUUGGCGCUGAGAAAACGUACGCGGACGUAGAGUACAGCGUAACGGCCCAGCUUAUCUUCUGUCGGCGACGAUCGGAUUACUACUUUCGCUGGAACAUUGGAUCGAUGAACGAAAGUGAGCUAAGCGCUGUCGGUAUGGAGCGAUCCAAAACGCUGCGAGUACCUGCAGGGAGUUUUCUGCCCGGGCAGAAGCACGACAUUCAAGUGUCCGUGUUUUCGACGUCCACAGUGGAUGAUGGGGCGUGUAUCGCCAAGGCACACAUGGUGAUCAACGUUUUGCGGCGCGAUCCGGAGGUGGUUUUGUUUCCGGCCGAUGCAGUCGUGGGCAUUGAUCAACCCGUUCAGCAACGAUCGUACGCAUCGGGUGGGGAAGUGGUGUGGUCAUGCCAAAAGGAAGGCGAACACAACACUAACUGUGACGAUACGUUCGAAAUUGAUGAUGAUGGUGAUGCAGCGGUGAGCUUCUACAGAGAAGGCCAGUACCACGUAAAGGUCUCCGUUGCUGGUGACUCUGGGAAGAAGGCUGAGUCUCAAUCGUUGUUGACCGUUCACCCGAAAGUGACACCGACCGUAAAGAUACUCCAAUGGUCUCAAUAUCCGGCCGUUGCCCGCGAACCGUUCGAACUUCUCGUCAGCGUUGCUGGGCUAGUGCCGAACUGCUACUCGAACUGGACGAUUGUGCAGGGAGAAGAUGGGUUUGCAUCCUUCGAUCCAGCCCAACUGCCUAGCGCUGGCACUUUGGGUGGUUUGCUCAUUCGCGACCUGGAGGAAAACUUUCUCUCUGAGCUGGUCGACUACGGCAACGAUACGGUCGUGAAGGAUGUCGCACUGUCCAUUCCGGCUGGUACGGCAACAGGGCCUUGGAAAGGACUCGAACCGGAUGUGCGCUACAAGCUUCGCCUGCAGACGGUCUGUCCUGAACCGAUCGACGAUAGCAAAAUGGCGGGCAAGCAGAUGCACCGUGAACAGGUUAAGAGUCACUGGACGUUCGUGCUGCAGACCAAUGGUGCUCCGGAAGUGCUACCGAUCGAAGUUUCCCCGGCGAGCAACGGAACGGCGCUGAAAACUUUGUUCAAGAUAUCCACCGGGAUAGCGAAGGAUACGGAACGAGAUUACCCAUUGCGGUACAGUAUCUGGUACACUGCCGACGGGGUGGACAUACAUGUUGCCACCGCGUACGAGAUAACAUCGGCCGAAACCGUUCUACCGUACACAAAAACUGGACACGUUGAAACGCACAUAAUGGUUUGUGAUUCAAGGAACGCUUGCACGAAGGCUAUUGGUCCGAAUGUUUUCAUCGCACCGGGCGUGCCGCCGACGGCGGCAGAUAUUUCCAGUGCGUUUGAAUCGAUGGCGGGAUUUUUCGAUCGACUCAACUACCGCGAUGCGCUUAAGGGUGCCUUUGAGCUGCUGAUAACACUGCGCAACCGUAACGCGCCGCAGUACGAAGGUGCGUACCGACGGUUUGCCGAGCUGCUGCAACAAUCCAUCGUGCACAUCCGGAAGGUGUACGGCGAAACAACGUAUCUGUCCGAUGCGUCCAUACAGGAGUUUAUCACGCAAGCGAAACCCAUCCUCGAUCUGGAGGCAUCGAACAAUCACGAACUCUUCCAGCAGCUGCUGGAAUUAAUGGACCCACCACUGAUGCACGCGAACGCACCACGAAGCAAACGUUCCUCGCAGACGGCCCCCCAGCGCGUGCCGGAAAGCACCUCCAAAAUCGACACCAAACUGUCCCUAAUGGAAAGUUUGACCGUGUCGAAAAAUGUGUCCGUCGCUGCCCAGGCACGUACCAGCCUUCUCAGUUUCGUGCAUCAGGCCACCAAGAACUAUUGCACGAUCGAGUCCCACCACGUGUACGUGGGACAACUGAUCACGUUGGAAAUGAACCGAUACCGCAGCCUUUCGGAGGUAAACUUUCGGCAUGUGCCAGUUCCGAACGGUGUCCAGCUUAGUGUGCCUACGGGGCGCGUACAAUUGCUGGAUGGGUUUCCGCAAACGGAAUACUACUGCUUCGGUCGCGUGUACUACGCACGCGAUCUGUUCAUCCGGAAGGAAGUGCACGAGCUGGAUUUGGGCUUCUACGAGGCUUUUGUACUGUCCGUCGAGAAGGGCGGUAUGUGGACACUGGCAGACUGGAAAAGUGAUUACUUCCAGUGGUCACUGGAUGGAAGACGGCUACCGAACGUGACGUGUCAACUUUGGACCGACAAUGCUUGGAGCAGCAAGCAUUGCAUCACGGUGGAAACUGUCACGGAUGAGGUGCGAUGUAACUGUACUCAGAUGGCAUACUUGAGAAUAUCCAAUGACACAGAGACCGUUUCGAGUGAGUCAUCGAGCCGAAAUACGACGACAGAGUCAACUGCGAUGGCUGGUGGGACAGAACCAUCGCUGGACUCUACAGCAGCCCCGGAACACGGCAACUUUUCCGAAACAACAACUGUAACGUCUGAUCCGACAACGACUUCUUGGUCAUCAAGCGUAAGCGUUACCGCAAACACGUCCGAUGUUGUAACUGCUACCGAAAGUGAUAUGCUGACGCUGGGUUCGGUACUGGACAAUGCGACAGAACCAACGGAAAGCUUUCCCGUUGCACCACCAUCGAACACGUCCAUCGGCGAUAGUGGACCCAGCGCACUUCUGCAGGGUGGCAACGAAACCGGAAAACCCGCGUUACGCAACCACCAAUCGUUAGAAGUUUCCUCGAUCGGGUACACGAUCGCAGCCGCGCUGGCAAUCGCGUCACUGGUUGCGGCGGUGCUGACUGUGAUCUAUCGGCGGCGUAAGGCAGUGUUGCGGUUGGCCGACGAGCUACACACCGUACCGUCCAGAGCUCGCACACAACCGUCCCCGCACGUACGGUACGCUCGGUUUCAAGACGAACACAACAUGACCGGUGACAACGUGUCCACCAUCUCGGACGUGCUGACAAUCUAACGAGCGUUGCAAGGAAGACGUUUAGAUUCCACCGAUCGUUUUCUUCGCCUAUUUGCUAUUACUAGCCCCUCAAAAGAUGCUGGGGCU
Anopheles moucheti is the source of this 3603-nucleotide messenger RNA. RefSeq lists its product as uncharacterized. Bases 1 to 3516 code for a protein of 1171 amino acids. The record is from RefSeq and is a predicted model, not a curated record. The transcript is spliced from 5 exons. NCBI's taxonomy places the organism in Eukaryota, Metazoa, Arthropoda, Insecta, Diptera, Culicidae.